Molecule: messenger RNA, 1315 nt
Organism: Maylandia zebra (zebra mbuna)
Lineage: Eukaryota; Metazoa; Chordata; Actinopteri; Cichliformes; Cichlidae
Gene: rccd1
Product: RCC1 domain containing 1
Source: RefSeq, a predicted model, not a curated record
UUGUGCUCCUGCUGUAUUAAAAAAAAAUAAAAAAUAAGCGCAAUCGUAGGUUAGUUUUGCGAACAGCUUCUGUUGAGCUGCUCGGUGUUCAGAUGCGCUGGUUUGGCUUCGGUUUCAACGCCUUUGGACAGAUAUGUGUCCAGGAAAAGUCAGGCAGAGGAGAAAGUAGCAGCGCGCCCCACCAAGUCAAAAUAAGUCACCCAGCAGAGCUCAGCAGUCACGUGGAUAGAAGUAGAUGCUGCUUGAAGACAAGUCAGAUCAGAGUGAGCUGGAGUCGAAGAGCAUCUUUACAUUUAGAGGGAGACAGCUGCCUGAGCUUGGCAGGUUUUGGGGAAUCGGUCUCCAGCGAGGACUGUGGUAUUUCUAAAAUAGAGAGCCGUGGUUGUAAGGAUGUAUUCAUCAGUGAAUCGCACUUGACCCUGGCCUUCCCAGACAGGAUUGAGACCUGGGAUCUGCAGAAGAGGGAGAAGAGUCCAUCAUGGAGCAUGGAUAUAAAAACCGACGCAGAGGGCUCUGAUGUGAAUUUGCCAUUGGUCCCUGGAGGUUACAUUGCCUUAAAGCCUCCCUUCUACUGCACCUUACCAGGACACCUGAAAGCCAGGAGCCUAGCACUGGGUGCAGAGCAUGCUGUUCUUCUUACUGCCACUGGAGCAGUGUACAGCUGGGGACUGGGCAGCCAUGGUCAGCUGGGGCAUGGAGGGCUCACCUCUGAGGAGGAGCCCAGAGUAGUGGAGGCACUCUGGGGGAUGCCCAUGACCCAUGUGGCUACAGGAGGCUGGCACUCAGCUUGCAUUAGUGAUGGGGGUGACCUUUAUGUGUGGGGCUGGAAUGAGAGCGGCCAGCUUGGACUUCCUUCUCGAGGUCUGAGGAAAUCUCAGCAGAAAACUAGUCAACAAACAGGAGAAUUAUGCUGUGAUACCAGCACACCACCAGAUGAAAAGCUAAAGGAGGAAGAGGAGCAUGAAGAUGUGUUCAUAUCAAUCCAGGCGUUCCCCGCUCUGCUGGACGUCUCUUCAUCAUGUGAAAUCCGAGCAGUAAGCUGUGGUUCCCGCCACACAGCUGCAGUAACAACCACUGGUGACCUCUACACUUGGGGAUGGGGGGAAUAUGGCCAGCUUGGACACCAAACAGUAACUAGUUCGGAUGAGCCGCAGCGUGUGGAGUUUUUCAGGGCUGAGCAGAUGCGUGUGCUUGAUGUGGUGUGCGGGACAUGGAACACAUUUGCUGCUGCUGUAAAGGAGGAAGUAGCUUGUGCUGAAAAUAGCACAAAAUGCACUUGUUAAGCACAGUGAACUUUGGACAACAGUUGUAAAUU